Symbiodinium sp. CCMP2592 is the source of this 375-nucleotide messenger RNA. NCBI's taxonomy places the organism in Eukaryota, Dinophyceae, Suessiales, Symbiodiniaceae. The record is from the annotation of a GenBank genome assembly.
AUGGAUGCCUGCGCUCGUACUGGCGAUGUGUCUCGAGCGGCCGUUUGGAUGAACAACAUGGUGUCCGGGGAAGUGUUGCCAAAUCUGGUGUCCUACAAUUCGAUGCUCAAGGCAUGUGGGAAAGCUGGUGAUGUGACCUCUGCUUUCGAGUGGCUGGAGGCUAUUGAGAAGGUGCAAUUACAGCCGGAUAUCAUCUCGUGGAGCUCUGCGCUAGCCGCCUGUGGCAAUGCACGGCCGCGUGCUCGCGAUGCGGCCGAGCGGAUUUUCCGGCACUUCGCCCAAAGUGGCCUGGAGCCUGACCGUGUUUUCCUCAUGACUCUUGCACGAGCCGUCGGCCCGAUCCCUGGUGCAAGAGCUGGGAGCGUCGUAAUGUAA